This is a messenger RNA of Trifolium pratense (red clover), 2015 nucleotides long. RefSeq lists its product as uncharacterized. Gene Ontology annotation, cellular component: endoplasmic reticulum. The record is from RefSeq and is a predicted model, not a curated record. Lineage: Eukaryota; Viridiplantae; Streptophyta; Magnoliopsida; Fabales; Fabaceae. The transcript is spliced from 2 exons. Bases 122 to 1222 code for a protein of 366 amino acids.
AUAUCCCUCUUGCCGUCUCUGAUUACACAUAACAUCCAUACUCUCUCUAGUCUCUACAUAGUCUUGUAACCUCACAAAGUUUCAAAUUCAAAAACAAAAACCCUUUUUUCGAAACUUAACCAUGCCAAUUCACUCAUCCAAACACUCCCUUAUCAUCUUCUUCAUCCUAAUCCAAAUUUCAUCCCCAAUCAUCAAAGUCUUCGCCGGAAACUCCCACGUCAUCAAUUUCCGAUCACAAAAUCUCUAUCCAGAAAACCUCGCAUGGGACUCCAAAAACCAACACUUCCUCGUCGGAUCCCUUCAUCACCGCACAAUCUCAUCAAUCUCAGACGCAGGAAUCGUUGAAACCCUAAUCACCGACACAUCCUUACCAGAAAACGUCACCGUUUUAGGUCUAACCGUCGAUUCACGCAAUAACCGUAUCCUCGCUGUAAUUCACGCUCUUCAGCCUCUUCCUCCUUUCAACGCACUCGCCGCUUAUGAUCUCAACUCCGGCAACCGUCUCUUCCUCUCGAUUCUCCCCUCCGAUGAACCCGCUCUUGCUAACGACGUUGCUGUUGACUCCAACGGCAACGCUUAUGUAACAAACUCAAUCGGAAACUUCAUCUGGAAAAUUAACGAUAAAGGAGAAGCAUCAAUUUUCUCGAAAUCGCGGAGGUUCACGGAACAUCCAGUGGACCGCGAUACACCGUAUAGUUUGUUUGGACUUAACGGAAUUGCUUACGUCAGCAGUGGUGGUUAUCUUUUAGUGGCGCAAUUCAAUACGGGCAAGAUUUUUAAGGUUGAUGUGGAUGAUGGUACUGUUAGGCACGUGCUUCUUAAUAAAGAUCUCACGUGUCCUGAUGGUGUCGUUUUGAGAAGUGAUGGUGUCGUUUUGGUUGUUUCACCAGAAGUGAAUAAGUUAUGGCUUUUGAAGAGUAAUAAUGGAUGGGGGGAAGGUGUGGUUUAUGACGAAAUUGACCUUGGUGGUGAAGGGUAUCCUACUUCUGUUGUUGCUAGAGAGAGGGAUAAGAUGUAUGUGUUGUUUGGAUAUUUGAUUGAGGGUAUUUUGGGAAAAUCUGAAAGGGAGAGUUUUAGAAUUGAGGAGAUUAAGUCACCUAAGGAAAGUGAAGAUGAGAAUAUUUGGAUUUAUGUUAUGAUUGGAUUUGGGUUGGUUUACUUCUUGUAUUGGAGGUUUCAAAUGGGUCAGCUUGUGAAGAAUAUGAAUAAGAAGAUCAAUUGAGUGUUUAUAUGUUUGAGCUGGGUAUCCUUCGGGCACAACUGCGAAGAUUAAUCUAUUUAGCUUGUUGGAGCAAAUGAGAGGCAAAUUCUCCCGUUUUAGUGCACAAACUUUGGUUCGAGCCCAGAACCUUGGUUAAGCUAGAAGAUACUUGGGUUCGAGCUCGUGGGUGGUACCUGUGAUUUCAACCUGUUCCAAAUUGCAUACUUAGUUUAUGAAUUUGGGUUGAUUAGAUCUUCAUUUUUGACGCAUUGCAACAUCCAAUUUGGCACCAGAAUCACUCCUCCAAACUUCACUUUUCUACCUUAUUUUAACUUUAUGUUUCAAAACUCUUUCUAGAAUGGCUAUUACUAAGUCAAGGGUAAGGUUUUGUUUGUUUGUGAAACAUUACAAGUGUAAUCUAAUUUCCAGUAGUUACCAACCCAUGUAACUGUUGCCCAGAACGGCGACUUUUCCUUAUCUUGAAAAAUUGAACGCGAACAGUCUGUGAAAUAAUUAUAGUGAAAAAGGGAAAAUUGCUAGGAGACUGCAAAAUAGCUAUUUGAAGAGGCAUUUAGUAGCACUGUGGUAAUGUUGUUUGAGGUUUUGAUGGAACCACGAAGCGGUGCAUCAAUUUUAGAAAUAAAAGAAUUAAUGCUUCUUUUUGUUGUCUUUGACGGUAGGUUGACAGAUUGCAACAGAAGGGGAUGUUGUAUAUUUGGAAAAACAGAGGGGGUGUCAUUUGCAUUCAAUCAAACUUCAGGGGAGGUUAUUAUAAUUUUCUUUCUUAUUUUAUUGAUUAUAUUUUUCUUGCAGG